This is a messenger RNA of Juglans regia (Persian walnut), 3242 nucleotides long. RefSeq names its product phosphatidylinositol-3-phosphatase myotubularin-1-like. Gene Ontology annotation, molecular function: phosphatase activity. Gene Ontology annotation, biological process: dephosphorylation. The record is from RefSeq and is a predicted model, not a curated record. Bases 102 to 2672 code for a protein of 856 amino acids. NCBI's taxonomy places the organism in Eukaryota, Viridiplantae, Streptophyta, Magnoliopsida, Fagales, Juglandaceae. The transcript is spliced from 19 exons.
CGGCAGGUAACGCAACACAACACAACACAACACCUCUCUCUCUCUCUCUCUCUCUCUCUCUCUCAGAAGGGAUUAGGAAACGUUCAGAGUCGGUUCGCCGCAUGGCCUCGCCAAAUCCACGCAGCAGUGCUCUGACGACGUCGCUCCGAGACGCCUCCGAGUCGGAGAAGUUGGAGGCCACCUCUAGCUGGGACGCCCUUGAAUGGACCAAAAUCGAGCCCGUUUCGCGGUCCGUUUUGCAUGUGAAUUUGGACUUCCUGCUUGAAGCUGAAGAAGUCGUGGUCGAGGGAUAUGGUGUCGUUUUGGUUAAUACUGAUGAAGCAGGCACCUUGAUAGUAACCAAUUUUCGUCUUAUUUUUCUUAGUGAAGGUACAAGGAAUAUCAUUGCGCUUGGCACAGUGCCACUGGCCACCAUAGAGAAGUUCAACAAGAUGGCUGUUAGGCUUCAAUCUGCCCCUCGUCAACACGACAAGACACCGUCACGAAGACUUCUUCAGGUUGUAGGCAAAGAUAUGAGAAUUAUUGUCUUUGGUUUCCGCCCCAGAACAAAGCAGAGACGUGCAGUAUUUGAUGCAUUAUUAAGGUGCACUAAACCAGCAAGCUUAUGGGAUCUUUAUGCUUUUGCUUCUGGACCUUCCAAAUUCACCAAUACUAACCCAAAGGUGCGGUUACUAAAUGAGUAUUUCCGGCUUCUUGGAAAAGGAUCCUACCGUGCAUCAAUGAGUAUGAUUGAGAAGGGGUUGUUCCUAUUAUCCAAUGACUUGUGGAGAAUAACUAGCCUAAAUUCCAACCAUACAAUGUGCCAAACUUAUCCAUUUGCUUUGAUUGUGCCAAAAGGGAUUAGUGAUGAAGAGGUGAUUCAGGCUUCAACAUUUCGGGCAAGAUGUCGAUUGCCUGUAGUUUCAUGGUGUGAUCCUGGAACUGGAGCUGUCCUUGCACGUUCAUCUCAACCAUUGGUUGGUCUUAUGAUGAAUAUGAGGAGCAACGCUGAUGAAAAGCUUGUUGCCGGUCUUUGCACUCAUCUCUCUGGUGUGAGUGGGCCACGGAGGAAGCUAUAUAUUGCUGAUGCAAGACCUAGGAAAAAUGCUUUGGCAAAUGGGGCAAUGGGAGGUGGCUCAGAGUCAUCGUCAAAUUAUUUUCAGUCUGAGAUAGUAUUCUUUGGGAUAGACAACAUACACACAAUGAGGGAUAGUCUUGCUCGACUAAGAGACUACUUGGAUACUCAUGGCGCCACUUCAUCAGAUGGAAUGUCAUCAUUCCUGAGACAUGGUGGAUGGAGUUGGGGUGGAGGCAACCUUAGCAGUAUGUCUGCUUCAGUAUCAACCCUUGGUGACAGUGGUUGGUUAAUACAUAUUCAGAAUGUCUUGGCUGGUUCGGCUUGGAUUGCUGCACGUGUUGCUUUGGAAUCAGCAUCAGUUCUUAUACAUUGCAGUGAUGGAUGGGAUAGAACAACUCAGUUGGUUUCACUUGCUAGUCUGCUGCUCGAUCCAUACUAUCGGACAUUCACAGGGUUUCAGGCGCUUGUCGAGAAAGAUUGGCUGGCAUUUGGACAUCCAUUUUCAGAAAGAACAGGAAUGCCUACAGUAUCUGGUAGUGGCAGCAAUCCUUUUGAGUUAUCAAGACAGUCUUCUGCAGGGAGUUUCUCAUCAUCUCCUGGGCGGCAAUCAUCAGGAUCAUUUACAUCUCAAGCUCCAAGUCCACCUCAUGCACAGAAUUCAAAUAACUGUUCUCCCAUUUUUUUGCAGUGGAUUGAUUGUGUUUCACAAUUGUUGCGGAUUUAUCCUUUUGCUUUUGAGUUCUCCUCGGAUUUUCUGGUGGAUUUCUUGGACUGUAUGCUUUCCUGUCGUUUUGGAAACUUCUUUGGUAAUAGUGAAAAGGAGAGGCAGCAAAGUGGUGUUUCUGAAGUUUGUGGAUGUCUGUGGGCAUAUUUGGGUGAUUUGCGCGCUUCAGAGGGAAGCUCUCAUGUGCAUUUCAACCUGUUUUAUGAUCCAUCAAAACACGGUGGUCCACUAUUACCUCCUGCAGCAGCCUUAGCCCCAACUCUGUGGCCCCAAUUUCAUCUUCGUUGGGCUUGUCCUUCAGAAGCCCAAGCUGGGGAGCUUGAAUCGCAAUGUCGAAAGAUGGCUAUAAAAUUUUCUGAGCUGCAGAAGGCGAAAGAGGUAGCAGAGAGGAAAGCUAAAGAAGUUGCAGUUGCCAUGGAAUCAUUGAAUGCAGAGUUACGGAAUGAAAAGCAGCUGAACAGCUCAGCUAUGAACCUGGCAAAGAGGGCCAGCAAGGAAAGUGAGGCCAUAAAGCGAGCAGUAGAGUCUAUGGGGUGCAAGGUACACUUCUCAAGCACGGGUGAUUUUACCGUUGGCAUUGAGGGCAACCCAGCAGAUGCUCCAAAGAAAUUCACCAGUACCCCUUUGAAAAGAGAAUUGGAUGGUACUUUGCAUCAUGAUGAGAAAUCAGAUCUCUCUGUUUCCAUUACAGUAAUGGCCGAGGACGUUAUUCCUAAAAAUCCAAUUGGACAAGUGUGUGAAACCUUAUGCCCUUUACGCGGUCGAGAUGGAGUCUGCAGGUGGCCAGAUGCUGGUUGUGCACAGCUGGGCAGCCAGUUUAUUGGACUAAAGGCAAAUUUUGAUGCAUUUGAUAAGCUUUCCAUUUAUGAUAGUUAUUUCCAAUCCGAGUAAAAACUGUAGAUUCGUGAGCCAAGCAUGGGUUGCUAGCGCCAAUCCUGUUGCAGUACUUGGAUUAGCUUCUCACUUUGGGCAAGGAUUCAAGUAGAUUUAGAUUUAAAGCUUUGUCGGAAUAGAUAAACGAAUUUUUUUUUACCUCACCAUGGACUAAGAAGGAAAUGCAUUAAAAAGAACCUGGGCAUUUGGGAUGGAUCCCAGGACUCAUCGUACGGAGUAUAGAGUUUAGCUGAGAACCAUCUUAGUAUUGGAGUAACAUAAUAGGCUAGCUUGAAACUGUACAUGCAAGAGCUAAGGUAUGGAUGGAGGUCCAUAGGUUUUGACGAGAUGUUGGGCAGGUAGUUAAUUGUAUUGCCAUUCAUUUACUGAAUAAGCAGCUCUUGUACAAGCUGUUGGACUAGUUAUAAGUUGUGAACCUUCUUUUUUAACCGGCAGUAUUUUAUACCAGGAGUGUAAAUGAAUAAAUUUUAUGAUGACUGAAGCUGUAUUUUUUGGUGACAGCCCUUUACUAUGGUUUUCCCAGAAAGAUAGAACCAUUAGAAAUUGAGGCAUGCCUUCUUUUUGUCU